AUGACAAAUUAUAUAGCAGACGAAAUUGUAGACAAAUAUGGAUGUAAUCAUUCGCGGUACGAACCUACGAAAAAAUAUUUUUACAUUAAAGAAUUCGUAAAAGGUCCUUUUGGUACAAGUCUUAUAUCCGAACCUUAUUUUUUACUCAAUCAGUUUUGGCUGAAUCGAUUAAAUGAAAAUGAAAAUGAAAUGCACAACGAAGAUUUAAAUAUAAUUAGAAAUUUGAGAAAGCGUUAUCGCUUGUAUUUAGGUCAGGGUAUUCCAGAUCCGAGUACGAUAGUUCCCUACGUAGGAAAAUUCGAUCCGAACAAUCAAGAAUGUCCACCGUGGUUUUCAAAUAAUAAUAAUUAUUUAUUUUGCGACGAUGUUAAAAAUCGUAAAAAAUGUUUUUGUUGCGAAAAAAAUUAUUUGUUCGAAUGUCCCGACACGUGCAACGAUGACGUCAACAACUCAAAAUGUUUAAAUUGUCCAUGUGAUAUUUGUCAUACUAAAAAUCAAGAUCUUGCGUCCUGCGAUUCCCUUCAACCACCCUCAUGUUCUUUAAAAAACAAUCAUGUAAAGUGUUUGGCGGCGAGAGGGGGCCACAAACAAUUGUGUAAAAAGAAAGGUUUUCGGGGACUCGACAAAUCGAAUCGGUUUUUCCGGGACAACAAUUUUCCACGUUGUUGCCCACAAUUGAACGACCACCAAUCGUUUAAAAGUUGCACUUGUAAUAAUUUAGACAAAUCGGUUUUAGUUGCCACCGUUCAGAACGUUAAAAACUGCGGAACGAGUUACGAUAAUUUUCCACCCUUGAAAGAAAAAAAAUGUAUACACUCGUUUAAAAAUUGUACGGAACCGGAAACGGUUUUAAAAGAUGUUAAAUCCGUUCUCGUCAACGAACUCAAAGAAACGUGUUCGAAAAAAAUACAAACGGAAAUGCCGCCGAUUUGUAAUUUCGUCGAUAAAUCAAUACAAACGACAAACGGAACGGAAACGAAAAAAAUGCCGAAAAAAUGCGAAUGCACGGAAAAUUGUCAUUUGUGCAAGGGAGAAGAAAAAACUAAUAGUCAUAAUAAUAAUAAUAAUAAUACAAUUUGUCCGAAAAAAAAUCCUACGAAUGUUGAAAAAUGCAAAUGUUGUCAGUUAAAUUCAUGUUUGGAAAGUCAUGCCUUGUGUUGUAAAGAAAGUAAAAUAAAUAAUUGUCAAGAGGAUAAAACGAAAACAAAAUGUCCGAUUGCCGAAUUGACUCAAUUGAAAAAAACAAUAUAUGAUAAGUAUUUAAAUGGCGAAGAUUUAGAAAGGAAAAAUGGAUUUUUGUUACACGGCACGGAUUCUUUACAAUAUGAAGAUUUUGGUCGAUUUAAAUCUAUGGAAUAUUUUGAUAAACGUGAAACGAAAAUGAAUUAUAGAAAUAUUUCGACGAUGACACGUAUUGACGAGGACGAUAUCGAAGAAAAAUCAGUUAAAGUUAAAUAUUUAAAUGAAUUGCUGAGUAAAGAAUCACUUGCCUAUGGAUUACGUAGUAAGUGUAGGAAAGGUGAAAAAGAACCUAAACGUAAAAAGAGAAAAAGUAUUUCGAAGCGAAGUAGUAAAACGUCAGAUUAA
Molecule: messenger RNA, 1587 nt
Organism: Pediculus humanus corporis (human body louse)
Lineage: Eukaryota; Metazoa; Arthropoda; Insecta; Psocodea; Pediculidae
Exons: 3
Coding region: 1-1587 (528 amino acids)
Source: RefSeq, a predicted model, not a curated record